CAGGAAAGCUGAGGUGAAGGUCACCAGUUCUCGGAGGGACGACAGGACAGAAGUGUUGGCUUUCCAACUCCCCUGGAAGUAGAGGACCGCCCCUCCCCCUCCUCCAGCCCCACCUCCGCUGCCUGACGUCCACCUCUGGGCUCCUACCUGAGUGCUUCCGAGUUAGAUGGCUGAUAAGCAGAUCAGUCUGCCAGCCAAGCUCAUCAAUGGCGGCAUCGCUGGGCUGAUCGGGGUCACCUGCGUAUUCCCCAUCGACCUGGCCAAGACGAGGCUGCAGAACCAGCAGAAUGGCCAGCGCCUGUACACCAGCAUGUCUGACUGCCUCAUCAAGACCGUCCGCUCAGAGGGCUACUUCGGGAUGUACCGCGGAGCCGCCGUGAACCUGACCCUCGUCACCCCGGAGAAGGCCAUCAAGCUGGCAGCCAAUGACUUCUUCCGAUAUCAGCUCUCCAAGGACGGGUGAGAGGCUCUGCCAGCUGCUGGGGGCCAGGGUCGUGAGGGGGAGGGAUCUGUGCUUCCAGACAAAGGAUGAAGGCUCUGUCCUCCUGGGGGCCCCUCACCCUGACCUUGCAGGGCCUCCUCUUCCUCUUCCUCCCCUCUCCUCCUCCUCCC
Physeter macrocephalus (sperm whale) is the source of this 612-nucleotide messenger RNA. Its product is annotated as mitochondrial glutamate carrier 1-like. The transcript is spliced from 5 exons. Bases 167 to 463 code for a protein of 98 amino acids. NCBI's taxonomy places the organism in Eukaryota, Metazoa, Chordata, Mammalia, Artiodactyla, Physeteridae. Gene Ontology annotation, molecular function: L-aspartate transmembrane transporter activity; L-glutamate transmembrane transporter activity. Gene Ontology annotation, biological process: malate-aspartate shuttle; L-glutamate transmembrane transport; aspartate transmembrane transport. The record is from RefSeq and is a predicted model, not a curated record.